UGUGAUAUUAACAAAUAUUCAAAUGGCUAAAUAAUAAAAUAAUAAUUUUAUUUUGUAUGGAUAGAUUUUUGUAUACCCCUUAAGCUCUUGAAUUUAAAAUGUGUUCAAUUUGAAUAUAUACCUAUUAGUACAUAAAACUUAUUUAUAUUUAUCUUCUGGUAAUUACGGAUUUCGUGAUUCUGUUCACUGACUUAAAAAUUCAUUCCAAAUUUAUAUAUUUGUAUUCAAUACUGAGAAUUUUCACAUUUUUGUGACUUAAAUACAUUUUGAUACACGGGAUUAGUAAUCCAAGUAAACUAAAAUUCAAGUAUUAAGCCAUGGAGAUGAAAAAACAUCAAGAAGACCAGUUUGCUAAAUUGACAGCAUUUUUAAAUGAAACAAAACAACCUUUCAUCAAUGUUCAAACGGAUCAAAUUACUCGUGCAAUGGAAUUACUUAAAGUAUUGCCUGCAGCACAAGACGCUGUUCUUGAAUAUUAUGGAAAAUUUUUUGAUUAUGCAAUUUCUACAUAUUUGAAACAGCUUAAAGUUCAGGUAUUAUGUUUAUGAUGGAAGAAAUAAUAACAUAGGUUAUAGAUGCAUACUCUGCAAACUAAUAUAAUUAUAUUUUAUAGCCGUCGUGGGUGGAAUCUUCAAAUACUUCAUCGCGACAUGAACCACCAAUUAUUCCACCAGAAGUGAUAGAAAACGUAACCAAUAUACGUGAUGUUCUUUUGAGGCUAGUUGAAGAAGAUCAUCUAGUUUGGGCUCCUGUUGUUCUACAUUGGUCUUAUAAGUUAUUAGGUAAAAAUAUAUACUAUAUUAUAAUUGAUUUAGUAAUUGAUAUAAACAAUUAAAUUGUAUUUUUAAAUGUCAAUUCAUUAUUAUUAUUGCAUAGGGAAAGUAUCUAAACACUAUAACAUGCAUGAAUUUGCUAGAAUGCCGUUGGGAGAUAUGCUUAGAUUUUGGUCUCAGUGUUCAGUUGCUUAUAUUCUAGUAGAUAUAAACAAUAAAACUAUUGCUAAAAUGGUAAAAUCAGAAGGAGAGCGUUCUGUUGAUUCUAUGAUAGGUUAGUGGGUAUACUUUAAUUUUUUUUUCCUCUCCCUCAAUCCUCCCAUUUUGUAACAAACUAUGUUGUAAUUAUAUGUACAAAUAAAUAAAACCUAUGAAUCAAUAAGAAAAAUAAUAACAUGAUAAAUAUUAUGAUUUUAGAAACUAUGUUAGGAUAUAAGAGUUCUAGUUUUGAGUGGGUACUAGCUCAAAUUGGUGACAGCUUUCCAUCGUUAGUCAUUAUGGAUAUGCUAUUGUGUGGCAUAAAAGAAAUGUGUGCUACUAAUAAAUUCAAACACGUGAGUUUUAUAACUAUCAUAUUAUGUAAGAUAUUAAUAAAUUAAUAUUUAUUUAUUCAGACUGAAAAGUUAAACUCUUUCAUCCGAAUUCUCGAUCACCUGUCGAUAACAUAUUUUGCAAACAUAAAAGAGGUUGUUUUACAAUUAUUCAAGGUUUGUUAAAACAAUUUAAUUGUUAUUAUUUUAUUUAUACUAAAAUAAUUCAUACUAUAAUCAUUGUAAAUAGUUAAGUCUCAGCGAAGAGCAUCAAAAAAUGACUGCUGAAAAUGUGACGAUAGUCCCUUUUUUAUUGCACAUGGCCAUGUGCUCCUCAACACUUCUCAAGUCAAUGUUGUGUGAAAAUUUAAUUCAAAGUAAAUAUGUAUAUAAUAGAAUAUGAUCCAGCGUGAAUGAUAUUGCGUAUUAUAUAAUUUAUACAUAUUAUUUAUUGUAACAUUAAAUAAUUAUUGUUAGAUAUAAUAUAAAUUAUUAAUUGUAACAUUUACUUGUAUGUUUCAGUUACACCAGAAGUAUUAAAUAAAUUAUUACCUUUAUAUCCACAGUGGAAGGACUUUUUUGAUGACCAAUGUAAUUUGUUAGAUAUUAUGGUUCAAGUUUUGUUGAAUGCAGAUCGAGGAAUCAAACAUGUAUUCAGUUUAAUAUUCCAAUUAAUUGACUGUGAAGAUCCAAAGUUUAAAAUUUUGAAAACUGGUGCCCAGUCAUUAUUUGGUAAAUAAGAUUAACUUAAAUAAUUUUAAUAUUUAUAAAGAACAUAAUUUUUAAUUAAUAUUCUUUGCAUAGAAUUAUUCCUUGCUGAACUUGAAUAUUCACUCAGAACAAAUCAUACAACACCUCCCAUAGUUAAAGCACUAGUCACAAACCUGCACACUAUCAAGCCAUAUUUAUUAUCAACAAAUGUCAAUGUGGCUCAACCAGCUGCAAGGCUUUUAAGUUGUAUUGGUUGGUACUUAACGUUCAAUUUUAUGAAUUAAAUUUAAAUUUUAACUCUGGCUUUUAUUUUAGCAAUUAGAGACGAAGAAUGUUUGUUGCCGUAUAUAGCUACAAUGUUAGUUGAAUGUGAAAAUGGAACACAACUUGAGACACUAGUUGAAAUUCUUUCAUUCGGCGUUAACAUGGCUAACUUUGAUGGCGGUUUAGUUUAUGCUCUGGUUAAACCUGAUAUUUCUUUAGCUAAUGUCUGGAACAACAUUAAUACUUUACUGAGGUAAAUUAUUAUAGUUAAAUUUAAUUAUAUUAUAUUUAUUAAUUUUAUUUAUUUAUUAAUUUAUAUUGUAUUAUACACAUUUUCAUUGUAGUUUGGAAUCUGAUCCACCUGAAGGCAUUUCACUUCAUGGUGUUUCAAUGGCUGUAGUAUCUCAUUUGGAUAAAAUAUGCCGAUCAAUGAUUGAUUGUUGUCAUAGUGGAGACAUGUAUUCUGCACAUUUACUAUCAUCAAUACUAUCAAAAGUUGCUGCAAAAUUAUGCAUGAAAGAAAUGUCUGUACCUAAAGUUUUGUAUUGUGUAAAAGCGGCUGUAUUAUAUUUCUUCACUUGUCUAUUUAAAGAACAAGGUUUGUUUAUUGUUGUAUGUCAGUUUUUUCCUACACGUGCGUACAUUAACUAUUUGUUACAGAUGAAAUGUUUAAACUGAAAGCAUGUCUCCGAAUGAAUAAAUUUGUCAAUACUGUUAGUUAUCGGUCAUCAAUUGCCAGAACAGCUGCUAUGAAAUAUAUUUUAGAUGGUGUAUUGAAGGAACCAUUUUCAUUGUUAUUUGUUAUGCCUGCUAAUCGACGUAAUGACUAUAUAAUUCAGCCACUUGAAAAGACUUCAUUGAUGGGAAUAUUCCUUCAACAGGUUUUUAUUGUAAUACUUGAAAAUUAAAAAAUGUUCAUUUAAAUUUUUUGUAUUUGAAUAGAAAUUUAAUUCCAUGUUUGGUGAAGAAAUUAGUGUUAAAUUUGAUAAAGACGAAUUGCAUCCAAAGCAUAAAACACCUGUUUUUGAUGCUAAAAGUGUACAAUUUAAUGAACUACGUCUGGUCUCAUUUUUACGUUCUUGUUAUUCAUCUGAUGAAUGUUAUUCAUUUGAACCGACAUUAGAUACAGUGGUUUCUCUAGCAUUAUUAGUCGUUCAAUUUGUUUCGCCGGAUGUAAUGUAUAAUGGUUUACCGUGGCCUGAUGAGGAUUUUACAAAAGUAAAAUAAUUUUAAUUUAUAGUAUUUAAAUUAGAGAAUAAUACUUACUUCAUAAUUUGUUAGGUGACUAUAGAAAGAGACGUACAUAUUUACCAUACAAUUACCACCAAACCGAUACUGUGGACAAUACUUGGUAUACUGGCUGGUCAUCGACCAGCGCUCUGCUAUUGUUCAGUCCUGUUGCGUGCAGUUUGUGCUUGUUUGAUUAACCAUUGGGGAGCAGUUAACCAUACUAAAGGAAAAUCUAAAGAUAAUCCUCAGUUAUUGGACGAAACUGUAAAACUAUUAAACACUAUGUCAUUAGGUCAGCUUUUACCCAAACCCUUAGAUGUUUUGGGCGUUAUUGUUCAAGAACUCACACCGCAACAAGUAAUAUAUUAUGUUAACUACUGUAUUUAUUCGGAAAAUAUUAUUUCUAUGGUUAUUAAUUUAUUAUAUUUGUGAAAUGUAAAUUUAAAUUUUAGAUAUUGAUUGUCUUGCGUGAUUGUGUUUGGACGUAUACAAGAGAUCAUAUACCUGCACCAGCUCUUUUUUUACGAAAUAAUAUAGGUGGCAUGUGGAGGGACACAAUGGCUGUUUCUGUACCUAAACCAUACUCAGAUUCUUUACGGCUCACUAUGAUAGAAAACAUAUCACAAUUUGGUGAUUUAUAUGCCAGACUAUUUACUAAUAAUAAAGAACAGUCAACCGAAACUUAAUUUCUUUAACUACAUGUAUAUUUCGUAUAUGUUUACAGUAUAAAUUAUUAAAUGUGUAUAUUUUUCAAAUGUUUAAUUUUUAUGUUG
This is a messenger RNA of Cinara cedri, 4281 nucleotides long. The record is from the annotation of a GenBank genome assembly. Lineage: Eukaryota; Metazoa; Arthropoda; Insecta; Hemiptera; Aphididae.